CCUCCCUGGAAAUCAUAAGCGUUGAAACCAGCAAAGACAUCCUUUCGUCUUCUAUCAGUUUCCUCUUCCACAGCUCGCUGCGAGCAACAAUAAGAAGAAAAACAAAAUCCCUAAUUCACUAAAUUUCGAAUCGGAAUCCUACCAUGGACGGCCAUACGCAAACUUCGACGUCGACGAACGCAGCUUUCUCUUUCAUAUAUAAAGGAUGGCGGGGAGUACGUGACUCUGCCGAUGCGGAUCUCCAACUCAUGCGGGCCCGAGCCAACUCCUUCAAGAACCUUGCCGACUCCUUCGAUCGAGAGCUCGAGAAUUUCUUCAAUUCAACUUCCACUUCCUUCUCAGUAAGCUCCUUCAGGUCUUCCACGCCUACGGAUAUUGAUUUCGUGAAGAAAUUGCAGCCUAAGAUUUCGGAGUUUCGGAGAGUGUACUCGGCUCCAGAGAUUAGCAAGAGGGUAUUGGAGAAAUGGGGUCCGAAGGCUAAGCUAGGGAUUGAUUUAUCCGCUAUAAGAAACGCUAUAGUGGCGGAGGUGGAAGAUGGGAAUAUAAAUGGGAUUGUGGAGUUCGAUAGGGUUCGGAGAAGGAAGAGACCUGUUAAGUUUAGGGAGUUCUGGGGAGAGUGGAAAGAGGAAGGAGGUCAAUUUGGGGAAUGGGAACCGAUAAGGGCCUUGAAAAGGGGAUUCAGGGAGUUGGAGAAAAAGAGCGAGUCCGUGGAGAUUUUUGGGGGCUUCAAGAAUAAUGAGUUUGUGGAAAAAUUGAAAUCCAGCUUGAAAGCUAUCCGGGAUCCUCAAGAGUCAAAGGAAGUACCACCACUGGAUGUACCGGAACUGUUGGCAUAUUUUGUUCGGCAAUCUGGUCCAUUUUUGGAUCAGCUUGGGAUUAAAAGAGAUAUAUGUGACAAGGUAGUUGAAAGUUUGUGCAGUAAAAGCAAGAAUAAACUUUUACAGCGAUCUCUUGCUACAGGAGAAUCCUCUUUUCUUGAUAAUGAGAAUGUGAAUGAUGAAUUGGAUUUACGGAUAUCAAGUGUCCUUCAAAGUACAGGGCAUUGUUAUGAGGGUGGCCUUUGGCCAGAUUUAUCAAAGCAUAGCCCAUCAGAUGGGAAGAGGCAUGUAGCUAUUGUCACAACUGCUAGUCUUCCUUGGAUGACUGGCACAGCUGUAAAUCCACUUUUUCGAGCAGCAUAUUUAUCAAAAUCUGAAAAACAAAAGGUCACAUUGCUGGUUCCAUGGCUUUGCAAGUCAGAUCAAGAACUAGUUUAUCCCAAUAAUCUCACUUUUAGCUCACCAGAAGAGCAGGAGAAUUAUAUCCGGAACUGGCUUGAGGAUAGGAUUGGCUUUAAGGCUGAUUUCAAAAUAUCAUUUUAUCCAGGAAAGUUCUCAAAAGAACGGAGAAGCAUAAUUCCUGCUGGAGAUACUUCUCAGUUUAUUCCAUCAAAAGAUGCUGACAUUGCCAUCCUCGAAGAACCAGAGCAUUUGAAUUGGUACCACCAUGGUAAGAGAUGGACUGAUAGGUUCAACCAUGUAGUUGGUAUUGUCCAUACAAAUUACCUAGAAUACAUCAAGAGGGAGAGGAAUGGGGCUCUGCAAGCUUUCUUUGUCAAACACAUAAACAAUUUGGUUACCCGAGCAUAUUGUCACAAGGUUCUUCGUCUCUCUGCUGCUACCCAGGAUUUACCAAAGUCUGUGAUUUGCAAUGUUCAUGGUGUCAAUCCAAAGUUUUUGGAAAUUGGAGAAAAGAUUGCCGCAGAAAGGGAGGUUGGGCAGCAAGCAUUCUCAAAAGGAGCAUAUUUCUUAGGCAAGAUGGUCUGGGCCAAGGGAUACAGAGAGUUGAUAGAUUUGCUAGCAAAGCACAAAAAUGAACUUGACGGGUUCAAUUUGGAUGUGUUUGGCAAUGGGGAGGAUGCACAUGAGGUUCAGAUUGCAGCUAAAAGGUUGGAUUUGAAUGUCAAUUUUCUGAAAGGGAGAGAUCAUGCAGAUGAUUUUCUUCAUGGGUACAAAGUUUUCAUAAAUCCUAGUGUUAGUGAUGUGCUCUGCACAGCUACUGCAGAGGCACUUGCAAUGGGAAAAUUUGUUGUAUGUGCUGAUCACCCAUCAAAUGAGUUCUUCAUGUCAUUUCCAAAUUGUUUGACUUACAAGACUCCUGAGGACUUUGUUGCCAAAGUGAAGGAAGCAUUAGCAAAUGAUCCUCAACCUCUUACGUCUGAGCAAAGAUAUAAUCUCUCGUGGGAGGCGGCAACUCAGAGAUUUGUGCAAUAUUCUGAGCUGGACAAAGUCUUGAAUGAUGAUAUUGGUAGUUUGACCAAAACUAACGGAAAGAGCAUAGCAAAAGCAGUUCGAUUGCCUAACACAUCUGAGAUGGUUGAUGGAGCGUUGGCAUUUGCCCAUUAUUGUUUUACGGGGAAUGAGUUCCUUAGACUCUGUACUGGAGCAAUACCUGGGACGCGUGACUAUGAUAAGCAACAUUGUAAAGACUUGCAUCUCUUGCCUCCACAAGUGGAAAAUCCCAUCUAUGGCUGGUAAGCAGAUAUUGAUUGUCUACAUCAACAGCCAUGUGUAUAAUAAUCACACUGUAGUUAGAAGCUUUCUACGCUUGUUAGCUGGAAUGAUUUUUUUUUUUUUUUUUCAACUGAUGUAUUUAGCUUUGAUU
Manihot esculenta (cassava) is the source of this 2643-nucleotide messenger RNA. RefSeq names its product digalactosyldiacylglycerol synthase 1, chloroplastic. The record is from RefSeq and is a predicted model, not a curated record. Gene Ontology annotation, cellular component: chloroplast outer membrane. NCBI's taxonomy places the organism in Eukaryota, Viridiplantae, Streptophyta, Magnoliopsida, Malpighiales, Euphorbiaceae. Gene Ontology annotation, biological process: galactolipid biosynthetic process. Gene Ontology annotation, molecular function: digalactosyldiacylglycerol synthase activity. The transcript is spliced from 7 exons. The coding region runs from base 144 to 2516 and encodes 790 amino acids.